AUGGGAUAAUAGCAAUCAUAAUAAAACAAUUUUUUUUGGCCAAGUAAGGGAGAAGUAAAGUUAUGGACUCACUCUUAAAUAAAAGUUAAUUUCAUAUUUUAUAUAAGACCAUAUCUGAAGGAGAUUCUAAGUUCUCAGAAUAAAAUAAUGAAUCUGUAAUAACUUGCCCAAGUGAAUACUCUUUAAGUUGGAUAACGAAAUAAAAUCAAAUUUAAUUUACUUCAACGAAAAUUUCAGAUGGAGUUAAAGUCAAAUUUUUAGUUGAUCAAGCUAAUGGUAAACUAAUAAGUAAUUUAUAAACUCAAAAUUUAGAAACAGAAUACAUUUAACUUGAAAAGGUUGAAAAAUAAGUAGUUGAUGAACUACAACCAUAAAUAAUGUGGAAAUGCUGGGUUGAAAUUUGGCUUGGGUAAACUAAGAAGAAUGUUAUUGUGCUUAAGAAAUAAGAAAGUUUAGAAAAUGUUUAGUUGGAGAGUGGUUUAGGAUCUAUAUAUAAUCCUGUUAUCAAAGUCUAUAGAGAAAGGAGAGGAUAAAUAUAAUUUCUAACAAGACAAUUAUGUUAUUCAAAUUAGAGUGAUGAUAUGAAAUCAAGCAAAUACUAGAUGAAUACAUAGUUUUGUAAAUCUUAAUUUUGGAUGUUCAAUUGGGACCUUAAAUAGAAAGUAGUUCCUGAUGCAUUCUUUUUGGAAUUAUAAAAUAAAUUAUCAACAGAAUCUCUUUCUUUUUAUCAGUAAACACUAAAUUGA
Paramecium sonneborni is the source of this 746-nucleotide messenger RNA. NCBI's taxonomy places the organism in Eukaryota, Ciliophora, Oligohymenophorea, Peniculida, Parameciidae. The record is from the annotation of a GenBank genome assembly.